This is a messenger RNA of Lytechinus pictus (painted urchin), 1812 nucleotides long. RefSeq lists its product as uncharacterized. Lineage: Eukaryota; Metazoa; Echinodermata; Echinoidea; Temnopleuroida; Toxopneustidae. The record is from RefSeq and is a predicted model, not a curated record. The transcript has 10 exons. Bases 156 to 1166 code for a protein of 336 amino acids.
UUGUUAUAUUUGUUACAAUCUAUUUCAACGCCACUUAUCAAAGCGAGCUUGGAGACCCAACUUCGACUGCCUUUAUCACUUUGGCAACUGCCCUUUGUGAUAAGUUGGUAGCAUUCUACAAGACGCUGACAAAUAGGGAUAUCAGGUGUAUAGUAAUGAGUUUCGCAAAAGGUAGUGUCGUGGCGAACGUGGAUUUAACCAUCUUAGCAAACAAUGCAUCAGAUGCAGAAGACAUCAGGAGCAAUGCUGUAAACGUCACGGCUGCGGAUAUAGGAAUCUUUCAAGUAGGCAGUGAAACGUACAGUCCAAUGACGUUAAGCUCAAAUGUAACCAUUCAGGAGAGGCAAUCUGACAUUUCCACAAUCUCCUCUACAACGGGCAUGGAAACAAAUCAAAUAACAGAGUCUACCACAACUAAAACAACAACAACAACCACAGCUUUAGCAGUCCGUCUGGUAAGACUUUCCUUAAGAGUUACUCGGCUGAAUGAUGGUAUACUGGAAUACAAUAUAAGUCUUUCUGAUUCUACGACACCUUACUUCCAAUACCUUGUCAACAUAUUUUGCAACGCGGUAAGGGAAUACAUUGAAGCCAGGUAUGAUGCGCUACAAUCCUACACUUGCGACGUACUAACAUUCGUAGAAGGAAGUGUUAUCGGUGAUAUGCAGAUAUUAAUUGAAGCGCUGACUGAAGAAGAAGCCACUGCUAUCGAACAAGCUAUCGUCGACAUCCCAACAAUGAAUCAACGUUUGACUUUUGGGAGCACAACCCUCUCCGUGAUGUUGCCAACCGAUUCACAGGGACUAUCUGGUGGAGCGAUCGUCGGUAUCGCUAUAGGGGCCGUAAGUGGCGCACUUCUGAUCAUCAUCUGCAUAAGUUUCUUACUAAUGCAUACCUUAAGGCAAGAUGCGGCCAAACGCGCGUUUGAAGAGGCGCACCAUGGUAAAUAUUAUCAGGACAGCCCCGUCUUCUUUGGUGACGAUCCCUACGAUGAUGUCUCGUCUUAUUACUCAAUCGAUCGCCGUGAGUUCGCGGUCGGUCGAGCCGUGCAAAGGCUGACAAGAGAUCGAGAACGAGGUGGAAUGUAUCAAGAUUUCCAGACACCAUACAUGGUUGAUGGUGGAGAAAACGAGGGUUAUAUUGAACGAAACCCGAUCUACUACUAAAGAUAUCUGCAAACUUUGUAUCAUCUCUUCGAAGCUUCAAGGGGAACCUUUUUCAAAGGAGAUUCAAUCCAACAGUGAGGUUCCUUAAGCCUAUAACUGUUGGUCUUAAUACCGCCGCCAUCAAUUUCAAGCUUAACCGCUCACGAUGGUGGUUCUUCUGCGUUCAGUAAUUAACGUUUAUCUUACUAAAGAGUGAGGAUAAUGCUCUUAUCAUUGUUUUGUAAAAAUAUGUAUUUUUGCUUUAUUAUCUAUUGAGGAUUAUUUUGUAUAUGUAAACACAUAUGAUAACAUGUAUUGCAUUAUUUUCAACGUACUAAAAAAUACACAGAGUGCUAAAUACAGAGUGCAAAAUGUGCUAACAGAUUACAUUUAAUUUUAAUCUUCGUUUAAAAAAAAAGAGUUAUUUGGAAGGCGUACUCGUGUUUAAUGUCUUAGUAUGAUGAAACAUGUAGAAAGUAGCAAAAAUAUGUUGAUCUAGUAAACAUUUAUUUAAACUCUACGUGAUACAAAUGUUGGAAUGUUGGUCUUAGAUAACAGAAACUAGGAAGAAUUUUUUGAUUUAUUAUGGCGGUGUUUGUGUAGAUGUAAUGAAAUAUUUGACUGUAAUAGCUACAUCUUAUUAUUAAAAUCUUGAGAAGUGAACUUC